Messenger RNA from Sphaeroforma arctica JP610, 1353 nucleotides. RefSeq lists its product as hypothetical. NCBI's taxonomy places the organism in Eukaryota, Ichthyosporea, Ichthyophonida. Bases 105 to 689 code for a protein of 194 amino acids. The transcript has 2 exons. The record is from RefSeq and is a predicted model, not a curated record.
UAAAUACGAAGCGAUAACUAUCAAACAUCUCAGUCUUACUACAGUCAAUAAAUAAUUUGACACGUAAAAGUAAGAUUUAAUCCGAAUCUUUUUCAAACAACAAGAUGCAUGGACCAAUAGCAAGCAAAAGUCUAGGAACGAGUAUGUUUGACAAUCCACUCAAGCAAUCUCUAUCCGAAGUCAAGGAUGCUUCAAUAUACAAAGGCUAUGACCACAGCUUCGCGUACAACGGCGAGACUAUCAAAAUAAAAAAUGACACUAGCAAGUGUACGAAGCCUCGCAUCUCAUUUGGAUUCCAGAGCUACGAGGACCACGAGUGCCACGAUAUGUACAGCCACGAUGAAUAUCUUAGAGGUGAGCGAAGGCUGCGACUGACAGAGAAUGAAAAAGACACAAUUCGUAGCGAGCUUAUUCACUACAAGUUGUACGAAAUGGAUAUACACGAAGACAGCAGAAAUAACUUUAAUUUGCACAACAAAACUAAUGUUAUGAGGCACGUUGCCAGUCGACUCUGCAGACAAAAUAUGGAGCGUCAGGAGGCGCUGCAGCAAGAACGAGAAGAAGCUUUGCAUGCUCACGUCGUACAACCGAUUUCCCCGGUCAUCGUAGAAUCGAAGAAACAAAAUGCAACUUCCCGGUGGCUAUUUGAUGUUCUAUUACAGACCACCAAGUAUAAAUCUACGGCCUAGUGGCCGUUUCAUGUGUUCAGUGCGAGUGCAUGACUCGUGACAGAACUCUCUACAAGUGAUGCCGAUUAUAAUUAGUACACCGGAUGGCUGCAAGGUCGGGUGGCGAUGGAAUAGAUCAGUUUAAGUAUGUGUUUGUGUGUCUCUGUGAGAGCAAGCGCGAUUUAAUUUGGCGACGAACAACUAAAAGCUAAAAUUAAGACCGAUUGACGUGGCAUAGUGCUAUGUGAAACGACAAUAGCACCCAAGUCGAUGCCGGUUGUAGUCGAGGUGCCCGGAAAAGGAUUGUAGUUGAGGUACAUGGAAAAGGGUUGUAAUCGAGGUACCCGGUAAGUUGAGAUGCACAUCAUCGAUCCCAGGUAACUUGAACAGUAAGCCAGUUGAAUAGUGCCUGAAAGUAAGGAAUAUACACCGUGAUGCAAAGGCAUCCAAUUGAACUUCGGUUUCCUCAGUGUAAGACAGAGCUUAGGAUCUGCGUGGAAUUUUGGAAGUCCACGGCGAAUAUGCAAUGUAAAGAAACGCACAAGUUUAUGAGACAAAAAGACCUACGUAUCAAAUAUAAUUAUGUAAAUAUUAACCCGAGCAAAAAUAUAUAUAUUGUUUUUUAUAUAUAAAAUAUAAUAUAAUAUAGCCUUCUAAAAAUCUAAAUUGAACAUUUUUUACACAC